AGCCAGGGGUCUCCUCGUCACGCUCGGCCUUGCGGUCUCGCUUCUCCCCCAAUUCCAGCCGCGAAAAAUCCGAAAACCCUCGCCCCCACCCUAGCGAUGGCCGGAGAAGACGCCGCCGCCGCCGCUUCCGCUGGCGCCGCAGCGGUCCAGAGGCGCCCGAAGGUGGUGGAAGAAGACGACGAUGAAGACGAUUUCGUGCCGCUCUCGCAUGCCCGGGGAAGGAAGAAAGCGAGCGGUGCGGCCGCCCCCAAGUAUAAAGAGGAGGAGGAGGAAGACGAGGAUGACGAUGAAGAGGACAACGUGCCGCUCGCGGUUUCUCGGGCCAAGAAGGCGGGCAAUGCGGGUGCCUCCAAGGCCAAGAAGGACGAGGACGACAGCGGCGACGAUGACGACGACUACCACGUGCCGCUCUCGCGGUCCAAUAAGGGAAAAGAGAAGCAGAAAAGCACCGUUAAGGCUAAGGUUAAGAAGGAAGAAACCGAUUCCGAUGAUGAACGCAAGCCAAAGGCGCAGAAGAAAAGUUCAGCUGUGACCAAGACCUCCAAGGUUAAGAAAAUAAAAGAUGAGGAUCUGGAAAUCGAUACCAAGAAAAUAAAGAAGGGUGCUGCCACUAGAAAGGGAGAUGCAGAGAAGGUGAAGAAAGAGAAAAAGGUGUAUGAUUUGCCAGGGCAGAAGCAUGAUCCUCCUCAAGAAAGGGAUCCACUGAGGAUAUUCUAUGAAUCGCUCUAUGAGCAGGUGCCCACUAGUGAAAUGGCUGCAAUCUGGUUGAUGGAAUGGGGUUUACUCCCAGUGGAUGUGGCUCAAAAGGUCUUUGAGAAGAAACAGGGCCAGAAACUGAAGUCGCCAGUGAAAACAACCUCUGCAAAGAGAAGGCCAGACACUCCAACCAAAAAGCCACAGUUGUCAUCUGCUACAAAAACCAACUCAGCCGUAAAGGAUUCUGGAAAAACUACCGCGCAGAAGAAGAGGAGGGCAAGCAGUGACACAGAUGAUGACGAUGAUGACUUCAUUGUUUCUAAGACGAAGACCAAAAUGCAAAAGAUGAAUAGCUAGGGGUAUCAUCCUUGGCAUAAUUGCUGAAUCAGGGUAACCUUAGGAAAAGAUGAGAGAUUUUCCCUUUCCAUGUACUGACAUGCAUGAGCAUCUGGAUACUGAAGUGAAGGAAUGCACUGCUUAGAAGUUCCACCUGUUGCUUAGUUCUGGAAUGACAAUGGUUUUCCUGACCAGAAUGAAGGGAAAAUGUUUCAAAUUAUUCA
Oryza sativa Japonica Group (Japanese rice) is the source of this 1256-nucleotide messenger RNA. RefSeq lists its product as uncharacterized. Lineage: Eukaryota; Viridiplantae; Streptophyta; Magnoliopsida; Poales; Poaceae. The record is from RefSeq and is a predicted model, not a curated record.